Messenger RNA from Rhopalosiphum maidis (corn leaf aphid), 1050 nucleotides. Its product is annotated as YTH domain-containing protein 1-like. The transcript is spliced from 3 exons. The record is from RefSeq and is a predicted model, not a curated record. The coding region runs from base 1 to 1050 and encodes 349 amino acids. NCBI's taxonomy places the organism in Eukaryota, Metazoa, Arthropoda, Insecta, Hemiptera, Aphididae.
AUGGUGCCUUCGUCAAUACAAUGGACAAUGACUCCUUCAGUUCAUAUUUUAGUUUAUCCUAUAUCAAAAUACGUAAUAUCACCCGUCAAGAAAUCGUUCGGAACAACCGUCAAACGUCUUAUUCAAGACCGAAAAACAAAGGCCAGUCAAACUUCCAGCCUCGUUCGUCGUUGCAGAAAAUCUCGCGUCCAUCGUCUACCCGAGAACUGCAGCAACCAUCAGUACCGACGAUCGCAACAACACCGUCAUAUGCAAACGUACCCCAAAAAACGGUCUUCAUAUCAUCGGCCAAAUUACAGUAAGCCACGGUGUGAGAAGCGCUGUCGAUUCCGUGAUACUUGCAGCGGUCUGGGGUCGAUCCACUGUCAAGGAAAGCAAGUGCAGGACCAGAAUGAUGAGCAGGACGAGGACAUGGAGUCUGAGGAAGAGGAGAAAGAGGAUGAUGAGGAUGCUGAGGAAGAGGAGAAGGAAGAAGACGAGGAUGUUGAGGUAGAGGACUGUGACUACGAUGGUGAUGACGAUAACUUCGACGAUGAAGACUAUGACGAAGACGAAGAUGAAGAAGAAGAAGAAGAAGAAGAAGAAGACGACAACGAAGAUGAGUUUAAAGAUUUAGUGCUGGGACGAAAACGAAAACGGUUGGACGAUGUCAACGACAGCGGUGGCAGUGUGGCACGAGUUGUGCCGACUAUCGAUGACGCCAUUACGUGUUGGGGACCACAGCCAUUAAUUAGUGAUAAAAUAAAUCGCGUCACGCGAUGUUCCGCCAACGUCGUAUUGCUGGCUCAUGGCAACCGUUCGCUAUAUGUGCUCACAAUCCAACGAAACCAGGUGAUUUCGAUAGCUAGCAAAUUAUUCACUUGUUACAGGAGUCAUCGAUCGUCGUCUACUACCAUGAUCAGUUAUAAGCUACCAGGUGGACAAUUUAUUUUAACAGAGGAUGAGUCACAGAAUAACCAAAAAAAUUCUAGAAAUACAUGUACUUGUCCCGACGAUCAACAGUGGUAUUCGGCAGGAAUUAAUCAUUUUAUUACACAGUUGACGGUAUGA